Messenger RNA from Mirounga angustirostris (Northern elephant seal), 3234 nucleotides. Its product is annotated as protocadherin gamma-B1-like. Bases 502 to 3081 code for a protein of 859 amino acids. Gene Ontology annotation, molecular function: calcium ion binding. The record is from RefSeq and is a predicted model, not a curated record. Gene Ontology annotation, cellular component: plasma membrane. Lineage: Eukaryota; Metazoa; Chordata; Mammalia; Carnivora; Phocidae. Gene Ontology annotation, biological process: homophilic cell-cell adhesion. The transcript has a single exon.
UAUUCCUCCAGUAUAUGCCCUGCCUCUGAUUAGAAAAAGAUAAACUUUUCUAUACUGGGUUAAUGACUCUUCUAUAGAAUCAAAUCUCUAAGGAACCUUCUUUGAUAGUAAACACUAGAAAAUAGACACAUCCAAAACUCAUUUAUUGCCUGGUUCCCUAUACAUUAGUCCAACAAAUCUGUCAGAAUAGCUAAUCUCAUUAUUUGCAAGGCUUCGGACUGCAGUUUUCUAAGUAGACUCCGAGCGCCGCUGUUGGCCAAUGCGCUGCAAGAACUGGAGUCCACGAUCUACCUAAGUGGUUUUCUGCGCAGUCACGGAAGCAGUUCUGAAAGGAGAUAAAGUCCAGUUUCGGGCUCUCUGCUCAGCAAAUGAUUUUGGAAUAUGGAAUGGAAUGCCUUGAAACAGAGUGUUGAGUUUUCUACGCGUUAGCAGUAAAUAUUUUAAACACAAUUUGUAAAGCAUCUUCUCGUUACAUCUGAGGCUGCAGCAGUGAAGAAAAGGAUGGGAACUAGGGCGAAGCAGAGGAGCCAUACCGGGCAGCGGCAAGUACUCUUUCCCUUCCUGCUGCCUUUGUUCUGUGGGGGGCUCUGUGAGCAGAUCCGCUACUCUAUUCCUGAAGAAAUGGCCAGGGGCUCAGUAGUAGGGAACCUUGCUGAAGACCUGGGGCUGCAUGUACGGGAUUUACUGAACCGCAACCUCAGAGUUAGUGCAGAGAAACAAUACUUUACCAUAAACAGGGAGAAUGGCAACAUACUUGUCAGUGACAGAAUAGAUAGGGAGUCGCUCUGUCCCCAAAGCACCCUGUGUGUUGUGCCCCUAGAGAUCGUGGCAGAGAAUCCUCUAAAUGUUUUUCAUAUAACAGUGAGGAUAGAAGAUAUAAAUGACAAUCCACCGUAUUUCCCCCAAAAUAGCAUUGUUUUACAAAUCAAUGAACUUGCAAUUCUAGGAACUCAGUUUGGUCUGGAAUCUGCUAUAGAUGCAGAUGUAGGACCUAACUCUCUCCAGAGUUACCAACUCAGCUAUAAUGAGUAUUUCUCUCUGAUGGUGAAGGAUAAGAUUGAAGGCAAGAAUGCCCCAGAAUUAAUAUUGGAGAAGCCCCUGGACCGGGAACACCAGAGCUCCCAUUUUCUAGUCCUGACCGCAAUGGAUGGGGGUGACCCAGUCCGAAGUGGCACCAUUCAAAUCAGGAUUGAGGUCACUGAUGCCAACGAUAACCCCCCAGUGUUCAGUCAGGAUGUGUACAAAGUUAGCCUUCCAGAGAACUUGCCCUUGGGCACCUCUGUGCUCAAGGUGACAGCCAUCGACCAGGAUGAGGGCAUCAAUGCAGAGAUCACCUACUCCUUCAAAACACUAAGAGAUAUUGGAAAUAUGUUUAUGCUAGACCAUCAAAAUGGAGAAAUUAAAUCCAAAGGUCCUAUAGACUUUGAAAUUAGGAGUAGUUAUACCAUGAGCAUAGAAGCCAAGGAUGGUGGAGGCAUGGCCACUGAAUGUAAAAUUAUAAUAGAAAUUUUAGAUGAGAAUGACAAUGCCCCAGAGGUUAUUUUCACUUCAGUGUCUAAUUCCAUAACCGAGGGUGCAGAACACGGGAUGGUGAUUGCUCUGUUCAAAACACAUGACAAAGAUUCCGGCCAAAAUGGAGAGGUCACAUGCCUCAUAAAAGAAACAGUUCCUUUCAGAAUUGAAUCUUCUGCCAAUAAUUACUACAAGCUUGUAACAGAUGGGUCCUUGGACCGGGAGAAGACCCCUUCGUACAAUGUCACUAUCACAGCCACUGACAGGGGAAAGCCACCCCUUUCCUCCAGCUCAAGUAUCACUCUGCACAUCGAAGAUGUCAACGACAAUGCUCCAGUUUUUGAACAGGCUUUCUAUUUGGUCCACAUUGCCGAGAACAACCCUCCGGGUGCCUCCAUCGCCCAAGUCAGCGCCUCGGACCCCGACCUGGGGCCCAACGGCCGCGUCUCCUACUCCAUCGUGGCCAGCGACCUGGAGCCACGCGCGCUGGCGUCCUACGUGUCCGUGAGCGCGCAGAGCGGGGUGGUGUUCGCGCAGCGCGCCUUCGACCACGAGCAGCUGCGCGCCUUCGAGCUGACCCUGCAGGCGCGCGACCAGGGCUCGCCCGCGCUCCGCGCCAACGUGAGCCUGCGCGUGUUGGUGGGCGACCGCAACGACAACGCGCCCCGGGUGCUGUACCCGGCGCUGGGGCCCGACGGCUCGGCGCUCUUCGACACGGUGCCGCGCGCCGCGCAGCCCGGCUACCUGGUCACCAAGGUGGUGGCGGUGGACGCCGACUCGGGACACAAUGCCUGGCUGUCGUACCACGUGCUGCAGGCCAGCGAGCCGGGACUCUUCAGCCUGGGGCUGCGCACGGGCGAGGUGCGCACGGCGCGCGCUUUGGGCGACAGGGACGCGGCCCGCCAGCGCCUGCUGGUCGCUGUGCGGGAUGGGGGACAGCCGCCCCUCUCGGCCACAGCCACGCUGCUCCUGGUUUUCGCCGACAGCCUACAAGAAGUGCCGCCAGAUGUCAGCGACCGCCCGGCGCCCUCUGACCCCCAGGCUGAGCUGCAGUUUUACCUGGUGGUGGCUUUGGCCCUGAUCUCGGUGCUCUUCCUCCUCGCGGUGAUUCUGGCGGUUGCCCUGCGCCUGGGACGCUCCUCCCACCCCGCUGCCUGGGGCUGCUUUCAGCCUGGUCUCUGUUAUAAGACUGGACCAGGGGUUUCUCCCAACUACAACCCGGGAACUUUGCCUUAUUCCUACAAUAUGUACGUUGCCUCUGAUUCUCAGAAAGCAAGGCUUAAUUUUCUCACUAUGACGUCAGAAAUGGGCCUCCAACAAGAACUCUCUAAUGAAGCUUCUUUGGUAAUAAGUUUCACUGAGGAGAAUAACCAAUUAAACUCUCACACUGAUGCUUCUGCUCACGUGAGUGUCAAUAAACAGGUUUGGUUUAAUUUUCAAAAUAGUUUGGCAAAAGAAGUCCUAAACAGAUCCUAUCUACUAUCACUUCAUUUGCUUACCCACUCUCAGUAUUUUCUUUUCCUUUUUCUGUGGGCCAGUAACUUCAUUAUUAGCCCUCAAGUAUUUUGAAAUAUUUUGACAAUUUUACCUGAGAUAGUCUUUAUCCACGUACACACAACAUCUCCUUUAUGGUGACAAGUGGGUAUUAUGAUGCUGUUGCCACAGAAAUAUUUGUAACUGAAGCAUAAAUGUUUUCUUUCUGUGGGUGUUUCUCAGAACAUC